Messenger RNA from Symbiodinium necroappetens, 1230 nucleotides. The record is from the annotation of a GenBank genome assembly. Lineage: Eukaryota; Dinophyceae; Suessiales; Symbiodiniaceae.
AUGUGCACCGGGGCGAUGACGGCUGAGAUGGCUCGGGCCUGCCUGCAGCAAGCCGUGACGGCAUCUGGUUUUCCUAUGGAUAUACAGACUGUGGCCCUCUGGGAGAGGAACGCCAAGUGUCAUCCUUUGAUACUGAACAACAUCGACUGGGUGAAUUCCCUUCGCGGACGCGGGCGCGAAGAGCGCCCGCACUUGUUUCAAGACAUCCUUGAUUUGAAUCCUCCUGGCUGCUUACGCAAGGUGACAACCUACGCUGGCAAGCGCCGAGCUGUGGAAAGUUCGCCCUGCGUGCAAGAAGUUCCAUGCCUGUGCUGCAUGGAGGACGUGUGUCGUGUGCCAGGAGCCGACUUUGGGGUCUCCGGUUUGCCGUGUGAAGACAUGAGCAGGGCGGGACACCAGAAGCUGCGUCAUGGAAAAACCAACAGCGUCUACAUGACGCACGGCAAGUACACUGCUGCGCACCAGGUGCCACUCUUCGUGGUUGAGUGCACCCCAGAGCUGGAUAUGGGAAUGAUGGAGGAAGUCCACCCGGACUACGACCUCAUUCAGACUUUCUGCGACCCCGGUGACACAGGUCAUGAGGCAUGCAGCCGCUCGCGGACGUAUGUCAUUGGUGCUCACAAAAACAAGACCGAGGAGCUGGAGGAGCCGUGCAAGUUGCAGGACAAAAUCCAGCGCCACAUCCGCAAGAGAGUGCAGACUGUGCCCUCGGACUACAUGAUUGCCACGGGCACGGAAAUCUCGUUGGAGGCGCAGCAGAUGGCCCGCAAACGUGGGAUUCAGUGGAGACCGGAGCAGACAGAUCUGGGAUACCUGCUGAAUCCCAGGGAGAAGUCCGUGGUGCAGGAGUACGAGAAGAUUUACCGCCAGAGGACCGGCAGCUCUAUGGUUGCAAACGAGGACAUGGUGUGCUUCUUGGGAGACAACCCGCGGUACACCUUGUCGUGGUCGCUACAUGGACGGCUCCCUACGUACCGCCGCAACAAUGGCCUGCUUUGGAUUCCGAGCAGGCAGCGGAAGAUGACUGGCAAGGAAAGACUCGUGAGCCUCGGAUGGCCCGUCACAGCUGAGAUUGCCUCAGCCAUGCAGGUGCCGAUGGUACCCGCCCUGGAUGUUCAGAGGGCUGCCGACUUAGCUGGGAAUUCCAUGCACUUCCUCAACACGGGAGUGCAGCAGCUGAUUGCCCUCGCUUGCUUCGGGCCCUGUCGCAACGAAUCAAUAUUUUGCUGA